This is a messenger RNA of Girardinichthys multiradiatus, 4591 nucleotides long. It is a transcript of the gene plekha7b, whose product is annotated as pleckstrin homology domain containing, family A member 7b. The transcript is spliced from 29 exons. The record is from RefSeq and is a predicted model, not a curated record. Gene Ontology annotation, molecular function: protein binding. Lineage: Eukaryota; Metazoa; Chordata; Actinopteri; Cyprinodontiformes; Goodeidae. Bases 186 to 4286 code for a protein of 1366 amino acids.
UUUGUGGUAGCGGGCUGCUGGGAAGACAGCGCUCUUGGCUGGUGGGAGUGUGUUGCUUACUUUUUUUGGUAUUCUUCCCCUUUAAAACCCACGCUGCCCUGGCGGUGGGAUUAUCUGGGCUCCAUGGAAAAAGUCUGCGGAGCGGGGAGAGAGGGGGGCACUAGCCGAGCCAGAGAAGAGGGAUCAUGGCGGCACCUCUCGGGCGGGACACCCUACCUGACCACUGGUCGUACGGAGUUUGCAGAGAUGGACGGGUCUUCUUUAUUAACGAUAAAACUCGUAGCACCACUUGGCUACAUCCGCGCACCGGCGAACCUGUUAACUCGGGACACAUGAUACGUUCAGAUUUGCCGAGGGGAUGGGAAGAGGGCUUCACGGAAGAAGGAGCCAGUUACUUCAUCAACCACAACUUGAGGAGCACGUCAUUUCGGCAUCCAGUGACUCGACAGAUUUCACCUGAAAACAUAGAAUACACCUUACAAGACAGGAUAGACGCCCGCAUGUCCAAGCUAACGGCCAAUCAGAGGUCUCCCAGCAUGGUCACAGAGUCCUCCAGGGCUGUGACCCCAGCUGCAGUGGAUGUCACCUCAGGAUCAAAGACCUCCAGAGGAACUGGAAAACUACACGGCUUUGGCAAAAGGGAUCACGCUAUUAAAAGAAACCUCAACAUCCCAGUGGUAGUAAGAGGCUGGCUCUACAAACAGGACAGCUCUGGAAUGCGGCUGUGGAAACGGAAGUGGUUUGUUUUGUCAGACUACUGCUUGUUUUACUACAAAGACAGCCGAGAAGAAACAGUGCUGGGAAGCAUCCCUCUGCCCAGUUAUGUCAUUGCACCAGUCGAGUCUGAAGACCACAUAAACCGCAAAUAUGCUUUCAAGGCAACCCACACUGGAAUGCGCUCCUACAUUUACAAUAAGAACUCUGUGAUUGGCUCGCAGGCAGAGCACUGCGGGAUGCGGACGUAUUUCUUCAGUGCGGACACACAGGAGGACAUGAAUGGCUGGAUCCGGGCCAUGAACCAGGCUGCGCUAAUGCAGCAGAGUCACACCAUAAAGAGAGAAUUGGAAAAGCCUGUACAGCAAGCAGUUCCACAGACCAACCAUGUCCACAAUGCUCAGAACUCAUUAAAGUCCAACAGCGCUCACAGUACAGACAGAGGAGAACCUCAGGAUAAUGGGAUCAGACUGGCUCACGGGGAUGAGGGGAAGUAUGGACUGGAGAUCCAGGGGAAACCCAGCCAUGCAGCCCCUCAGGAAAGACUAGAGAGACUUUCACCAGACACUGUCAGUGGAGCCGCCCACAAAAACGGACAGCAGGCUGUGAUACAAGUGACUCUACCACCAGAGCAAAACGGAAGUGUUAUCUAUCAGAGGGGUUUUGUUUCACGGGCUGACUCUGGGAAACAUGUUCAGAGGAAAGAUACUCUGGCUCAGGUGGAGCAGUGGGUCAAAGUUCACAAAAGCGACCCGACAAAGAGUGCUCCCUCCGCUGAGUAUAACCUCCUUCGGCAGACUCCUCCUUUAAAGCCCAAAUCCAGCACAACAGAUGCUACUUAUCAGUCGUUACCAAAGUCUCCUCGCCUUCUGUCCGGCAGUAGCUCCCCUCCAGCAACGUGCAACCUGCCCAGUGACUACAAGUAUGCCCAUGACCGGCUAAGUCACUUCCGCAUGUCCACCGAUGAGCGAACGGCCACGAAGGAAGGGAUGGUGUGGCAGCUCUACGAGUGGCAGCAGCGGCAGCAGUUUCGUCACGGCAGCCCCACCGCUCCCAUUUAUACUGGCCCUAAUUUCACAGACUCCUCGUCUUUCAGAGUUACAGUGGAGAUGCCACGCUCCAUUUCUGUCCCUCCAUCUCCUUGUGAAGUGCCACCAUCAGUCCCUUGCUCUUUUAAACCUCUGUCACCACGCAGGCCACACACACCUUCAGACAGACGCACCGUCCGACCCCUGGAUGAACUGGGACUGGAAGACAACACAAUAUCCAGCUCCCCUGGCAAUAUAUGUGCCCACCUCUCUCAGACUUCCCAAAUAGAGAGAAGGUCCGUGCCAACUAUGGGCUACAUCACACACACUGUCAGCGCUCCCAGUUUGCAUGGCAAAACGCCAGAAGAGUUGACUCUGCUCCUCAUUCAACUGCGGAGGCACCAGGCCAAGAUGGCUGGUGUGCAUAGCCCCAGCAGUGCGUUCGCUCACCUGCAACACCACCAGCACAACGGCCUUCUAGGCCCCGGCAUGCAGGCUGAUGAUACUUACAUACAACUGAAGAAGGACCUGGAGUAUCUAGAUCUGAAGGUCACUGGACCGGAGAGUUUCAAAAAAGAGAGACCUUCGAGGCCUUUGAAAAUAGCAGAAAGUGAUGCGGAUGUUAAACUAAGUCGACUUUGUGAACAGGACAAGAUUCUACAGGAACUUGAAGCAAGGAUACGCAGUUUAAAGGAGGACAAGGACAAGUUGGAAUCUGUGCUGGAUGUUUCCCACCAGCAGAUGGAGAAGUAUCGAGAUCAGCUGGCUCACGCUGAGAAAAUUGCCUAUCAGCAGAAAUUGUUGCAAGAAGAUGUGGUCCACAUCAGGGCUGAAAUAUCUCAAGUGUCCACAGAGAUGGAGAACGCAUGGAACGAGUAUAACCGACUGGAGAGAGAUGUGGACUGGCUGAAAUCAGCCCUGCAGGGACAGAUGAGCCGCAAUGAUCUUUCUCAGCAGGAGAAAGUUCAGCUCAGAAAAGAACUAUGGAGGAUCGAGGAUGUUAUUGCAGGACUAAGCACCAAUAAAGCUAAUUACAAAGUCACAAUUGCUUCUGUUACAAACCCAGAGAGAAAAUUUGUGCCGUCAGUGCCAGUAUCAUCAGUGCCUUCUGUGUCUGGGAGCCAGACCGCUGCAGAGAUGAGAUCGUCCCAGCAGCAGCAGCAGCACAACCCCCACCUCAGCCAUGACCCCACCCUUACCUCCAGUUCCAGCCAACAGCCAUUACACCACUCUACAACCAUCUUCAGUGGCUUCAAAUGGAGUGAAGAAGAUGUGCCUCCCAGACCUCCUCUACCUCAGCUCUACAGUCCAGAGGAGCAUCCUCCCGCUGUGCCGCCGUUGCCCCGGGAGACGACAGUCAUCAGACACACCUCUGUGCGUGGCCUCAAGCGACAGUCUGACGAACGCAAAAGAGAUCGAGAGAUCGGCCAGUUCACAAACGGGGACAGUAAGGUGGAACUGCGGCCUUUCCUGAGUGAUCCAGAGCUCAUAGGAGCCGGAGACGGCUCCAGCCACAGCAAUGUUGUAGCAUCUGGGCAUGAUGGAGGUUACCAGACAUUACCAAGUAGAGGAGCAGCUAGCUCCUCGCUGAGGGUGAACCAGUCUUCGAGCAUCUCCUCAUAUGUGACUAUUCGAAGAUCAACUUCAGCAGCUGGUGUGACGGAGAGACCUAAAAGUGCCUUGGAGCGUCUGUACACGGGGGACAAGGUGCAGCAGCAGCAGAGGGGGAAGAUGAGCGCCGAUGAGCAGCUGGAGAGGAUGAAGAGGCACCAGAAGGCCCUCGUCCGCCAGCGCAAACGCACCCUGAGUCACGGAGACCGCCACGCAUCUCCAACGUUGCGUGCUUCUUCUUCCUCGCGCCCGCUCUCGGCAGACUUUGGAUCAUGGAAGAGAGAGCAGGAGUUUGACCUGCAGUUACUCGAGAGGGCCGUUCAGGGGGAGGAAGCUCAGGUUAGGAGUGUCCAGGGGGAGGAAAGACCCCCUGAGCACAAAGAGAAAUCCCGCUCAUACUCUGAUGAAUGGCUGACCUUUCACUCCACGGCCACAACCCCCCCCACGCAUGAGGUUGACCUGGAGCCGCUGGAGUAUGACCUGGACCUAAACAAAGAGCUGUCCAAGCCUCAGAAAGUGACGAUCCCAGAGCGCUAUGUGGAUUCAGAGCCCGAGGAUCCACUUAGUCCACAAGAAGUGGAAGAACGUCAUCGGAAGGUGGAGCGCAUAAAAAGCAUUUUGGCAAAGUCAAGCGUGCAAAACAUAGCCCCAGCAGUGUCUGUGGAGAAGCCUGAGGCGGGUCUGGUGGCGCUUGACUCUGCUCUGCAGGAGCAGGAAAGGAUCAUCACCAUGUCAUACGCUCUCGCCUCAGAGGCUUCGCUCAAGAGCAAACUCGUGACAGUUCCACCACAGGUUAACAUGCCCACCCCUCCUCCCCCGCCCCUUCCUCCUCCUCCGCCGCCUCCUCCUCCUCCUCCACCUCCUCCUCUCCCUCCUGUAUCCGUGGCACCUCCCUCUCCUCUAAACAACGGGAUUCACUACACUUUUGUCUAAUGUGAAAAAAACAAACUCAAGCAAUUUCUGGACAAUGAGGUGCUACUUCACAAACAAACAACUGACUUCUCCAAGAAGAGAGGACGUUCUUUUACUUUGGACACCUUUAAAUGCAGCAAUAGAAAAAAAUGGCAGAACUGUUUUAACCUGAGGCUUACUCAGGACUCACUCUUCUAAAGUGUUUCUUGCUGCUGAAAGCAUUUUCUGGAGACAGGCUGAAGCUAUGAGAGCUGAUGUGCUUAUUAACUAUGAAAGUGUAUAAUAUGUUAAACUCAUAAAUAAUAAAAAGUAUUUUCUACAAUUUA